AGGUCCAAGCCGCAGUGCCGCGGCCUGGCGCCCAACGGCUUCCACAACUCGGUCAUGGCGCCCGUGGAGAAGUGCUGCAGCCUCACGGGCAGCGUGCGGCAUCAGAAUUACUCCCAGUGGGAGUUUCCCGACUGGAUCCCCUUGGUGCACAAGUGGACGUGUCUCUCUGAGAGCGAGGCCGCCCCGUACCUGCCCGUGGAGGAGAAGUCGCCCCUUUUCCUAAUCCAGCGGGAGGGCAUCGAGGAAGACGGUGCCUUGUCCAGGAUAAACAGGUUCCAGUCGCAGCCGCCGCACGCGGAGCGCCUCGAUGUCUCCUUCUUCACGGGCGGCCCCGUGUGGGCCAUGGAGUGGUGCCCGUGCCCGGCGGGCGCGGCGGCAGCCGCGCACUACGUGGCCCUGUACUGCCACAGGAGCAUGGAGGAGACGCACAGCGCGGCGGGGCUGCACGGCGGCGCGGCGCUGCUGCAGCUCUGGAGCCUGGGCGCGCUGCCGGGCAACUUCGUGGUCACGGCAGGGAACGAUCGCAAGAUCAAGUUCUGGGACGUGCGGCGGCUCUACGAGCCCAUCAACAGCAUCAAGCGCUUCCUCAGCACCGAGGUGGCCUGGCUGCUGCCCUACAACGGCGUCACGGUGGCCCAGGACAACUGCUACGCCUCCUACGGGCUCUGUGGGAUCCACUACAUCGAUGCUGGCUACCUCGGCUUCAAGGCCUAUUUCGUGGCCCCGCGCAAGGGCACCGUGUGGAGCAUCUCGGGCUCGGACUGGCUGAACACGGUGGCUGCCGGGGACAUCACCGGGGAGCUGGUGGCUGCGGUGCUGCCCGACCUGGCCAUUAACCCGCUCAACAUCAAGCGGCCCUCGGAGCGCAGAUUCCCCGUGUACAAAGCCGACCUGCUGCCGUGUGGCCCCGCCGGCCCCGCGGGCAGCGAGCAGGGCCUGCCCAGGACCAGGCUCUACAGCGAGAUGGUGGCCAAGACCUGCAUCCGCUUCCGCGACACGGACCUGCGCAGCUUCAAGAACUUCCCGAGCCGCGAGCCCAUGCGCAGGAUGCACACGCAGGAGGUGAAGGCCGAGCUGAGCCUCGACCGCCUGCAGCUGGAGGCCCUGCACAAGGUUCGCUUCAGCCCCAACGAGGACUCACGGGGCUGGCUGCUGUCGGGCGGCCAGGCCGGCAUCGUGCGCCUGCACUGCCUGCAGGGGCUGGCGGGCAGCGCGGGACGGCGCCCGCUGCGCGAGGCCCCAUGGCCACCCUGGCCCCACGGCUGA
Messenger RNA from Nothoprocta perdicaria, 1266 nucleotides. It is a transcript of the gene GTF3C2, whose product is annotated as general transcription factor IIIC subunit 2. Gene Ontology annotation, cellular component: transcription factor TFIIIC complex. The record is from RefSeq and is a predicted model, not a curated record. The annotation marks the transcript as partial. NCBI's taxonomy places the organism in Eukaryota, Metazoa, Chordata, Aves, Tinamiformes, Tinamidae. Gene Ontology annotation, biological process: transcription by RNA polymerase III. The transcript has 11 exons. Gene Ontology annotation, molecular function: protein binding.